AUGCGACCGUUUCGACGCGAGGACUUCGGCCGUGCUUCGAGAACUCGACGAGAGCCAUCGAUUCGUCCAAAAAUCAGCCGAAUCGACUUCGAUGUGACCGAGCUCGAGAGUGCUGCAGUUUGGUCAGGACCACCCAAACCAGCGGUCGAAUUCCACGCAGGCAAGCUCGGCGACUGCUGGCUCAUGUGCGCUUUAUCCGCGUGCGCGGAGUUCCCCGAGGUCAUCCGGGCCCUCUUCCCCGGCGUCAUGCAGACCUUCCAGUCGUCGGGCCUCUACCGCGUGCGCCUCUGCACGGGCGGCCUCUGGCACACGGUGACGCUCGACGACUACUUCCCCUGCGACGUCGGCGCGGGCACGCCCAUCUUCUCGCGCGCGAACGGCGAGGAGUUGUGGGUGCUGCUCCUCGAGAAGGCCAUGGCGAAGCUGAGCGGCAACUACUUCCGGCUCCGCGGCGGCCUCGCGGCCGAGGGGUUG
Molecule: messenger RNA, 474 nt
Organism: Aureococcus anophagefferens
Lineage: Eukaryota; Pelagophyceae; Pelagomonadales; Pelagomonadaceae
Exons: 1
Biological process (GO): proteolysis
Cellular component (GO): cytoplasm
Molecular function (GO): calcium-dependent cysteine-type endopeptidase activity
Source: RefSeq, a predicted model, not a curated record